This is a messenger RNA of Emericellopsis atlantica, 591 nucleotides long. RefSeq lists its product as uncharacterized. NCBI's taxonomy places the organism in Eukaryota, Fungi, Ascomycota, Sordariomycetes, Hypocreales, Bionectriaceae. The record is from RefSeq and is a predicted model, not a curated record. The coding region runs from base 1 to 591 and encodes 196 amino acids. The transcript has a single exon.
AUGCCCGUCGUCGACCAUCCGCUACCCCCCUCCGAGGGCACGGAAAAGUUCCUCAAGAACGCCGCCAUCGCAGGUGCCAUCAUCUGCCCGGCCGCCAUGCUUCUCCCACCCCGCAAGGUCGACCUCCGCUUCUUCAUCCUCUUCACCGGCUUCUCGCUCUCCACCAACCACCUCGCGAGCGUGUACACGGGCGAGUCCUUCUACGGUCGUUUCCAGCGACGCGCCAACGCCAUGGCCGACAGCAUGUCCGGUCUGCCCAAGGAGGCGAGGGAGACGCAGCGCAUCCUGCGGGAGCACAAGGAGCAGCUGGCGCGGGAGAAGGGAGAGGCGGCGGCGGCGGCGGCAGCGGCAGCGCAGGAGAAGAAGGAAGGCGGUAUCCGGAAGGCGGUGGAGGAUGUGUGGAUGGGCGGCGAGGGCAAGGAUUGGCAGAAGAAGAGGCUGGAAGAGCACGAGCAGAAGCUGGCGGAGGGCAAAGGCAUGACGGGUAUCAUCAUGGACCAGAUCGCCGAGGUCUGGAGUGGGAAUUGGAGGCCGGACUCGAGCAAGAAGGAGGGCAGCGAAAAUGACAACAAGCCUGAGGGGAAGAAAUAA